AUGAGUCAAGAUUUAAACGGAAUUGAUGAUAAAAAAAUUUGUGAAUUUUGGAUUAAGAAUAUUUGCAAUCAAGAAAAAUUUAAAACUAAAGAAAUUUAUGAUUUCAUUAUCGUGGGAGCUGGUACUGCUGGAUGUGUGCUUGCUAGAGAAUUGAUUCAUGGUAUUCCGAAUAUUAAUGUCCUUGUAUUGGAAGCCGGAGGUCCAGAUACUUAUUCUAAUGGCCUAAUUAAUUUACCUUGUGCUUCUUUUAAGGUUUUCAAAAUAAGUGAAAAUGACUGGGGAUAUGUUACUGAGGAACAAAGAACACGAAGUUUUAUAGACCCUACCAAAGAAAUAUUAAGAAAGAGGGCCCCUUAUGUGCGCGGAAAGGUCUGGGGAGGAAGCCCUGAGUACAAAAUUUGGGAUUGGGAUCAUUGUCUAGAAGCUGUAGAAAAUAAUUCACGAAAGAAUCCUGAUGAAAAAUUUAAAAAAUUUCAUGGAUUCGAUGGUUUACUUCAUGUGCAAGAUAACCAAAAUGGGAUUUAUGAUAUUAUGUCAGGUUUAGUUGAUGCUGCAAAAAACCUUGGAAUUCCUUAUAAUGAUGAUUUUAAUGGGGAGAGACAGAAUGGUGUUGGAACUUUCCAGGAUGGAAGAAGAUGUUCUUUGGCUGAUAGUUAUCUAAAAGAUGCAUUAAAAAAAGUCGAAUUGUAUCCAGAUUCGAAAAAUGAUGGUUUCGGAAAAGUUUCAUCAGUAGAUGUUAGGUCAUUUGCUCACGUCAUAAAUAUUAUUUGGGAUGAGGAAAAUAAAGAAGAAAAAGUUGCGAUCGGCGUAAGAUAUUUUUGUAAUGGUGUUGUGCGUGAAGCUUUUAUUGCACCAAAAGGAGAAGUUAUUCUUUGUGGUGGUGCUAUUAAUAGCCCUCAGAUCUUAAUGCUUUCCGGUAUUGGACCAAAAGAAAAUCUUGAAUCAAAUAAUAUAAAAGUUCGUAAAGAACUACCAGUUGGAAGAAAUUUAUUAGAUCAUCCGAGUUGUUUGAUCGUUGCUAAAUCGACUCCAAAUACAAUCAAUCAUUGGAGUAAUGGAGCUGAAGUUGGAAUCAUCCAUAAAGCUAACGUUGAAGGAAAGAUUCCUUGUAAAGAUGACUUCUUUGAUGAAAAUCCUGAUAUUCAGAUUCAUG
This is a messenger RNA of Racocetra fulgida, 1153 nucleotides long. The record is from the annotation of a GenBank genome assembly. NCBI's taxonomy places the organism in Eukaryota, Fungi, Glomeromycota, Glomeromycetes, Diversisporales, Gigasporaceae.